This is a messenger RNA of Colletotrichum paranaense, 633 nucleotides long. RefSeq lists its product as uncharacterized. The coding region runs from base 1 to 633 and encodes 210 amino acids. Lineage: Eukaryota; Fungi; Ascomycota; Sordariomycetes; Glomerellales; Glomerellaceae. The transcript is spliced from 3 exons. The record is from RefSeq and is a predicted model, not a curated record.
AUGGAGUCGUCAAACGGUAUCGAUGAAGUUAUCCAACAUAACGACAUACUAUCAGGCCUACAUGACGCAGUCCGGCAGACAGGUCUUAUCACAGGAAGUUAUUUGUCCAGCUUUGCAAGCGCAACAGCCUUCAUUUUUGGACUCGCCAUCGACCUGCUAGCCCGCGAUCUAAGGGGAAGUAGGGAGUUGAAGCUUGAAAUCGAUAGCCUGAAGAUAAGCCUCAAGAGACUUCAGAAUUGUCAAAAAGAGUACAUCGUCCCCUCCCCACCCGACGACGGUCUUGACGAGGACUCCGAUGAGGACGAGAGCUCCUAUGGGAACCCGGAGCCGACCGAUCAUUGGCGAAGUACCAAGUACGUGGUCUUGAGCCGUAUGUCCACGAUUCUAAUGACAAAACCCGAAGGCGAAGAUAGUGCGAUGGAAGAGAUUCUUCGAUACGCCUCUUCGGCUGACCCCUUCCAGUAUGGCAAUGACCAUAUCUCGAAAAUCACGACAGAUUUAGCAGCAGCCACCAUGUUCUUAAUGAAUUUGCAACAUGAAGGAGGCUAUGGUAACCCUGGAGUUGAAGACCGUUUCCUCCCGGUUUAUUAUAGAGCAUGUGUAGAUCGCCAGCCCAUGGAGUAUGACCUCUGA